Messenger RNA from Sphaeroforma arctica JP610, 573 nucleotides. RefSeq lists its product as hypothetical. The transcript is spliced from 3 exons. NCBI's taxonomy places the organism in Eukaryota, Ichthyosporea, Ichthyophonida. The record is from RefSeq and is a predicted model, not a curated record.
CUGCGUGUGACGACGGCAAGGUCAAGAUCGAUGACGUCAACGCCAUGUGUUGACGUCAACAGCUGCGACAACUGCUGUCGGCAACUCACCUGCGAUGACGAAAUACCCACCUGUGACGACGGACAGUUACGGUACGAUGAGGUGGGCCUAUCCGGUGGGCUGUGCCUACAACGCCGCCGGUGUUUAGGAGGGAACUGCGGACCGGGGUACUUGGUGUCGGGUGAGGUCAACUGCACCGGCGCUUUUGGGACGAGUGCACUCUGUGACAACUGCUGUGAACAACUAUUCUGUGGCACUGAUCGCGUAUGCAACCUGACCCUUGGCGAGGUGGUGGAUGCUGAUGACGGCAGUCCUUGCACCUCAGACGAUUGCGCGAGCUGUUGCAGACAACUGACUUGUGCUGACGAUGGCCUGACAUGCACACCUGGGCAAAUUCAUAAUAUAAACGACGACUGUGAGGAUGGUGAUUGUUCUAAUUGCUGUGAAGAUCAUCUGUGUAUAGAAUGCGAUAAUGAGGACCAGCAGUCGUCUGGCGAUCCGUUCUGUACGGAUGAACUCUGCUCUAAUUGGUGA